AUGGUUCAAAGGAGCUCUAGGCGGCACAGACGACAACGGCGUGAUGGACAAGCACCAAUAAUCGCGGUACUGCUAGCAUCUGCACUCGCUGCUAAUGCUGCAGCUCCUCAGGUCGACUUUGACCGUAUGGGAAAGGUUGCCGUUGCGGGCUCGUUUGCAGGUCUUGACCUCUACGAUUCUCAGCAGGCCUCGUCCUCAUCGUUCGAUCCAUCGACAUCCACAAUCUUCCUCCGUGGAAAAGAAGGUGGUCUAACGCCAAUUGGAGCCACAAACGCCGGUGGUUUGGUCACAACAGGCUGCGCCCUCGGCGACGAUUUCUACUUUGGAGGUUCCUUCAGCUCUGUGGCCGGUCAAAAUGCCGCUAAUAUCAUCUCCUACAACCCCUCAUCCCGAAAAUUUACAGCUCUGGCAGGCGGAGGUCUCGACGGGCCCGUUGAAGCGCUUCAUUGCGACUCUUCAGCUAAAACAGUUUGGAUCGGAGGUCGUUUCCGCGGGCCCUCGUCCGGCGCAACAGGCUAUUCUGGCUCUGUUGCUGUGUAUACCCCUUCCAGCAGUAGCUGGUCUCCCCCGGGCUUUGGUGGACUGGCCGGAUCGGUGGCCUCCAUAGUCUCAAACGCGGACAGUUCCUCUCUCCUUUUUGGCGGUUCAUUCAUAACUUCUUAUCAAUCUGGUUCGACAACAAAUAAUAAUAAUACGGCUGUCAGCAACCCAAAUGUUCCCCAGUCGUCUGGUUCCACUCCCUUCUCUUCAUCUCUUGUUCCAUUUCCCCUCUCCAGCGCAGAGAUUACCGCGGGUCCCUCGUCCUCUCGCCAGGGACUUGGAGAUGUCACCGCAAUCCUAUGUCCAAACGGUGCAGAUGGCCCUGGGAAUACUUGGUUCGCUCGCGAAGGUUCAUUCACCUCUAUCACCAUCCGUGACUUCAAAGCUCUCAUGGCAAGAGGAAUUCGGCUUGGCAACACCUUUUUUGACGGACAGAGUACCAAAACAUUCUGCCUCACCGCUUUGCCGAGCAACGAGGUGUUGACUCUAACCUAUAAUGUUCCUGGAACCUCGGAGACUCGGACAUGUUCGGAUGAUUGCCCGCUCAGCACGGAUUCCUCUGUUGCCUUCCAGGAUUUCCUGUUCGAUGGGAGUACCAUCUUUGGAGUCCAGCUAAAUUUGAAGGAAUGGACGGGUGCUGGCUCCGGCCUACAUCUUUUGCAACUCUUAUCGGAUGGUGCAUUUGCUCCCGCUAUUCCGUCCAACAAUGGCGCGUCUUGUUAUGCACCGGGACCAUCAGACGUGCAAACGUCUGGCACAUGGACUCGUGCCACCGUCAAUACGGAGAUUCCGGCGACGGUACAGACGGUCCUCACAAGCACCGUUGCUGUUGGGUCGGGAAGCAGGCCAUCUAUCACGUGGGAUGUCUAUGCAUCAGCCUCUGGUCAAUACGAGGUGUACCUUCUCAUUCCAGGCUGCGUGAACUUGGCCAACUGUGACAGCCGCACUUCUGUCGAUGUCACAAUCAAUCCAGGAGGCUCCAUGUCACCCGUUACAAGGACCAUUUCCCAGCAAACAGAUCGAGACUCGCAAGAACUUGUCUAUACCGGACCACUUGUCCCCACCACCCCAGACUACACUGUCACGAUCAAGAUGGAACUCGCUGCGAGUCCGACUGGCCAAGGACCGGGAGGGCAAUACACAAUUGUUGCCGAUCGUGUGGUUCUAAAGCUGGUUUCAACGGAUUUGUCGUCCGAUGGCACUACAGGUGGCGCUGGAGGCAACCCCACGGGUUCCUCUCGACGUGGGUUCGGCAUCUACGAAUGGCCCUUGCGCAACAGCCCCAGCAAUGUCAACGCAGCCAGUGUUAUGCCAAACAACACCGAGACAUCCCUGACUACUGCCGCCUUCAACCUCUUCGCGGGAUUGGGCAAUUCGACGUCUAGUGCUUCCCAAGCAAGCAUUGACUCAAUUGUUCCCUUUAAUAGCGACAGGACGUUUAUCGGUGGAAAGUUCAGGCUCUCGGAUGGGACCGAGAACGUUGCACAGUUUAGCGGCGGAAGUCUUACCUCGCUUGCGAACAAGGGCGUAGAUGGCACUGUUCAUUCCAUGGUGCUGUACGGAAAUACGCUCUUUGUCGGUGGAUCCUUCAAUAAGACAGCAGAUGGAUCGACAGACCUCAAGAAUAUUGCUGCCUACAACGUUGCAAAUAACCAAUGGUCAUCAUUAGGUGGAGGCGUGGAUGGUCCUGUGUCUUCACUUGGAGUAUCGAAUGGCCACAUUACAGUUGUCGGCAACUUUACGCACACUCUUGUCACAUCGAAUACGGCCCUCAGCGCAUCUGGUUUGGCGACUUGGAAUGUCGCAGGCUCAAGCUGGAUCAACAGCGGUGGUCUCCUCGUUGGAAAGAUGUCGACCGUUGUCAAUGCCACGACAGGCAAUGAUAGCACGGAAUACAUCGCUGGUUCAGUUUCUAUGUACCUCAAGUAUGGGGCUGAUGGUGCUGCGUCUCUCAGCAACGGCGAGAAUGGCCAGGCGGCGAUUACUCCUCUCGGUGCGAGGUUGGACGGAGCCACAACUUCCUCAGCCAGAGCCAAACGAUGGGCACUAAAUUUCCGUAACAUCUUGGCAUCUAGACAGAGUACCGGUAGUAGCCUCCCAGCUGACCCAACUGCACCUGCACCGUCUGUCCUUAGCGGUGUAUUCUGGACCAACACUACGUCGUCACAUCAGGUCAUGGUCAUUGGCGGCAAUUUCACCGUGCCAGGAACUUCCAUCACCUCGCUGGCUUUCUACGAUCCCGCCGACGACAGUGUCAUUGGAGUCCACGGGAGCCAGGUCAACGGCAUUGUGAGAUCGCUUUUGAUUGUCGGAUCUAAACUCUACGUUGGCGGAGAUUUCGCGCUUCAAGGGGUCAACGGUCAAAGCUUCGCCGUUUAUGAUCUUUCCAACCAGGGAUGGGACACAAACGUGGCAGGAAUGAAUGCAGCGUCUGGUCGACCUGUGGUCCGCUCAAUCACCACUGUCUCCGAUUCAUCCUCCGCGGUCAUUGUCGCUGGUUCGUUCUCUGGAGCAGGUGAAACUCAAUGUAGCGGAAUUUGCUCGUUGGAUACCAAUUCAAGAGCCUGGUCAAGCCUCGGGUCUGGGGUUAGUGGAGACGUGGAGACUGUUUCGUAUGCAGGUGGCAACGCGGAGAUUCUGCUCGCAGCCGGAGCGCUCAGUCUAGCAGGCUCUCAGGUCUACAUGGCGGCAUAUACCUCACAAAAUCAGUCUUGGUCUGCAGUCGGCACCCUGCCAGGACCCGUUACUGCACUUAGCGUUGACGACCGCAACCAAAGCAGCUUGUUCGCGGCUGGAAAGACAUCAUCUGGAUCAUACAUUUCUCACUGGGAUGGUUCUCAGUGGAAUGCUAUUGAUCUUCCCCUAGCCGCGAGUUCGAAUAUUACCCAGCUUGAGAUGGUUCCGCUGCAAGAAGAUCACGAUGCAAAAUCGAUGAUCGAGUCCAAUCGCAUGCUCUGGAUCUCGGGAUCACUCGCCGGUUCCAAUUUUACGCACGCCUCGUCUGCCUUGUACGAUGGACAAACUCUGUACCCAUACUUGGUCACUUCGACUGUUUCUGGGGAUGCAGGUUCUAUCUCAUCGUUCUUCCACUCCUUUUCCACUUUCAGUUUCGCUCGUAGAAAAUUCCUUGCAGUUGGCGUUGUUAUUCUCAUCUCCAUCGCGCUUGGUGCCGGUAUCGUCUUCCUUCUGGGUUUGAUCGGUAUACUCUGGGCGCUAUUCGCUAGGAGGGAAGAUCGUAAUAUCGGCCAAGACACCAUGACAGAGGACGACGAUAGCGUUCGACCAUCCUCAAUGUUGGCUCACGUUAAUGCAGCUGCCCGCAAUACCAUCAUCGGCUCGCCCAAGGGUGAUUACUAUGCUCACAAGGGAGAGGAUACGAUCGUGGAUGACCCCGUCCGUCCCUCGACUGCGGGCUCCCAUAUGGGUGCCGAUGUCGCCGCAGGAGCUGCUGUCGGGGCAGGAGCCGCCGCUAUGGCACAUCAUAGCUUGACACCCGUCACCACCACCGACGAAAACGAUGUCAAUCGGCCUGCACAGGCCCGCUAUUCGUUCGAAGGGACGGGUGAAGGCGAGCUUCCUCUUCAUACCGGUCAACAGGUGACUGUGCUAAACGAUCAAGACGCAAAUUGGUGGUAUGUUCGUGAUGACGCAUCGCAAAGGGAAGGCAUCGUUCCUAGCUCAUAUCUCGUGUGA
Serendipita indica DSM 11827 is the source of this 4233-nucleotide messenger RNA. Lineage: Eukaryota; Fungi; Basidiomycota; Agaricomycetes; Sebacinales; Serendipitaceae. The record is from the annotation of a GenBank genome assembly.